UCGGAGAAUCGAUGACAACAUAGAAAAAAAAUUAUUAUUGCAAGAAAAAUAUUGUUUUUCAAAAAUUCCAUUACAAAUUACGUUUCAAAUUGAUUUAUACAAAGAAAGAAAGAAAAUUUAGAAUAUAAAAAUUCACAAUUUUAGGAAAUUAUUUAAAAUAUUUAAUGGCUAGUGCAACAGAAAAUACAAAAGAAGAAAGAUGGAAAAGGGCGGUAAUUGGCCCACUUCCAACGGAUUUUCUUCGAAUACAUACAGCCAGAGAAAUUCAAGAAGCUGCAGAUUGUCAAGCAGCUAUGGCACUCUAUCAACAACAACAGGUUGCUCCCUAUAUGGCACCAAAUAUUGUUGGAAGAUUGAGUAUUACAGUUGCUCAAGCCAAAUUAGUACGUAAUUAUGGUUUAACUAGAAUGGAUCCAUAUGUAAGGGUUAGAGUUGGUCAUUUUGUAUAUGAAACACAAACAGAUCCAAAUGGUGGUAAAACACCAAGAUGGAAUCGUGUUAUACAAACUCAAUUACCAGCUGGUGUACAUUCCAUUUCAAUUGAAAUAUAUGAUGAAUGUAGUUUUAAAAUGGAUGAAUUAAUAGCAUGGACAGAAAUAAAAAUUCCUGAAAAUGUUUUACGUGGUGAAACACAUGAAGAAUGGUAUCCAUUAAGUGGUAAACAAGGUGAUGGUAUUGAAGGACAAGUAGAUUUAGUAUUGAGUUUUAGUGCUCAAUCAAUACAUCCAUAUAUGUAUCAAGCUCCAGCUGUUUUACCUGUAGCUAUGGUACCAAAUGUAGCUGGUAGACCAAUGCCUGUAUUUGUAGCACCACAACAACCGCAAGUGGCACCUCCAGUUACAAUUGCACCAGUUAAAAUAAAUGAAGAAGAUAUGAAACAAGUUCAAGAAAUGUUCCCGAAUAUUGAUAAAGAAGUUGUAAAGUCUGUUUUUGAAGCGAAUCGUGGUAACAAAGAUACAACUAUAAAUUCAUUGCUCCAAAUGACUGAUUAGAUAAUUCGAUAAUAUUUAAACCUAAAAUAACUUUGAACCAAAAAAAGAAACAAAAAGAAAAACGAAAUUCAAAAUGAAAAAACUACGUUUUAGAAAUUGAAAACAAAAAUGAAUAUUAUAAUUAUUAUAAUAUAAAACAGAAAUAUUUGGUCAAAAAAAUUUUUUUUUUCAUUUUUUACACUUUUUCAUAUUUAAAAAUUAACCAAUGCAAAAUCUUCCAAAAAACAAAAAUUUAAAAACGAAAAUAAAAAAAAAAAAAAAAAUAAAUUGAAAUAAACAUUUAACGCAUUGAAACACACACCUAACGCAUCAUUAUAACCACAUUAACUUAAGCAACAAAGCCAAGAGGGAACAGGAAUGAAAUUAAGCCAGAAUAAGCUGAAAAUAAAUACUUAAUUAACUAUGAAAAUAAAAAUUCAUAUAAAAAAAUAUAAGCUUUUAAUUUUCAAAUACAGACUAUGUAUAUUUUUCUUAUUGUUUUUUCUUAUUUUUGUAUAAAUGGUAAAAAAAAAAUCAUAUUUUUAAAUUUAAAAAUAUACCUGUAAUUAGGCCAUAAUAAAAUAUAUUUAAAUUAUAAUAUAUUAAUUUUUAUGUGUAUUAAAAAAUUGAAAAAAAAAAAAAAAAAGAAAAAAAGUCUAGUAAUAUA
Molecule: messenger RNA, 1638 nt
Organism: Condylostylus longicornis
Lineage: Eukaryota; Metazoa; Arthropoda; Insecta; Diptera; Dolichopodidae
Product: toll-interacting protein-like
Exons: 4
Coding region: 165-992 (275 amino acids)
Biological process (GO): ubiquitin-dependent protein catabolic process
Cellular component (GO): cytoplasm
Molecular function (GO): ubiquitin conjugating enzyme binding; ubiquitin binding
Source: RefSeq, a predicted model, not a curated record